UCUCUCUCUCUCUAUUACGCACACAAUAGUAAUUAAAGUGAAAAUGGUGAACCACAGACACAUUUUUCCUGCAUUUCUCUUCAUCUUCUUCAGUCCACCCUUGGCCAUUGCAGUUAGAUACAAUGUGUUAACGUUUGGAGCUAAACCGGACGGCGUAACCGACUCUACCAUUGCUUUCUUGAAAGCAUGGUAUGCCGCUUGUGAUUCCCAAAAUCCAGCCACAAUCUAUGUACCACCAGCAGGAACGUACUUGCUUAAGAGUGCACAGUUUAGAGGGCCAUGCAAGAACAAAGCCAUAACCAUUCAUAUUGAUAGCACCUUAGUGGCUCCUUUGGAUUACAAUGUGAUUGGAAAUAAUGGUAAUUACUGGCUUUUAUUUGAAAGAGUUGAUGGGAUUUCAAUUCGUGGUGGCACCCUUGAUGGCCAAGGAAAUGGCUUGUGGGCUUGCAAGAAAUCCGGCAAGAAUUGCCCGAGUGGUGCAACGACAUUGGGAAUUUCCAACUCGAAAAAUGUGGAAAUCACUGGAUUAACCUCUCUAAAUAGCAAAAUGUUCCACAUCGUAAUCAAUGGAUGCCAAGACGUGAAAGUACAAGGAGCGAAGAUUUUGGCCCCAAGAAACAGCCCAAACACCGACGGUAUUCACGUGCAAUUUUCAAUAGGUGUAAAAAUCUUCAACUCUAAAAUCGGCACUGGAGAUGAUUGUGUCUCAAUCGGGCCAGGCACCACUAAUUUGGUCAUCCACAAUGUCGUUUGUGGCCCUGGCCAUGGCAUCAGUAUCGGAAGCCUAGCCAAGGAUUAUCGAGAAGUCGGCGUACAAAAUGUGACUGUUAAGAAUGUUACAUUUAAGAAUACGCAAAAUGGUUUAAGGAUAAAGACAUGGGGAAGACCAAGCACUGGAUUUGUAAAGGGUGUUCUAUUUCAGCAUGCCAUCAUGGACAAUGUCCACAAUCCUAUACUAAUUGACCAAAAUUACUGCCCACAUAACAAAAACUGCCCUGGAAAGGUUUCAGGUGUAAAAAUUAGUGAAGUUACAUACAGAGACAUCCAAGGUACGUCAGCAACUCCAGUGGCAGUGAAGUUUGAUUGUAGUAAGACAACUCCAUGUCAAAGAAUAAAGUUGGAAAAUGUAAAACUUACUUACAAAAAUCAAAAAGCUCAAGCAUCGUGUGCUAAUGCUGCCGGAACAACUUCCGGUUCAAUCGAGCCCACCAGCUGUUUGUACUGAUUCAACAUUAUUGAAGAAGAAAAGAAAUUUAGA
Olea europaea var. sylvestris is the source of this 1258-nucleotide messenger RNA. RefSeq names its product polygalacturonase-like. Gene Ontology annotation, biological process: carbohydrate metabolic process. The record is from RefSeq and is a predicted model, not a curated record. Lineage: Eukaryota; Viridiplantae; Streptophyta; Magnoliopsida; Lamiales; Oleaceae. The transcript is spliced from 4 exons. Bases 44 to 1225 code for a protein of 393 amino acids. Gene Ontology annotation, molecular function: polygalacturonase activity.